Thelazia callipaeda (thelaziosis nematode) is the source of this 645-nucleotide messenger RNA. NCBI's taxonomy places the organism in Eukaryota, Metazoa, Nematoda, Chromadorea, Rhabditida, Thelaziidae. The record is from the annotation of a GenBank genome assembly.
AUGACUCCUCUAAAAUGCUCAAAUACCACUACAAGUUAUUUUAAUCCAGUAAAUUUUCUAUGUGCUUCUUGUAAUCUUGGUGCUGUUGCUAGCAAGGAUCGGUUAUAUUGCACUUGUCCAUUAGGAUUCGUAUUAGUUUCUGAUGGAAGUUGUAAAAAGUGCGAAGAAGGUACGAAUGUUAGCGAAGAUGGUCAAUUUUGUGUGCAGUGUGCAACAGAUGGAACAAAUACUGCUGAGCGAUGUGCAUCAUGUCCGUCUCGAUAUUUUAUGCGAAAAAUAAUUUCCGAAAAUGGUACUAUGAUGGAGCAAAGUUGUGCACAGUGCCCAAAUAAUACUAAAGUUUCACAAAGUGGUGACACUUGCAUACCGUGCCUGCAAACAGAUAAAAACUGCGACUGCCAUAAUGACAAGAUGUGCAAGAGAAUUGAAAUAAAUGGCAUCUCAAUUAUUGAAUUAGAAAGUGGUUCUGAGCGACGUUCAAAAUAUAUUGCUAUGAGCAUUGGAAACGUUGUACAAAAUUGUUUGCAUGGACAUUCACAAGCUUGUCAGCAUUUAGCGAAUCUGUGUGUGCUACAAAAUUAUCGGAUUCAGCAACUUUCAACUUGUACAGAAUUUCAGAAAUUAUUCCCUUCUAAUGCCCAUAAA